CUGCGGCGCCCACGGCCAUUUUUGUGCGGGGCGGCCGGACGCCCACUCCGUGCGGCUCCAGCGGCCAUCUUUGUGCGGGCGGCCGGGGGCCCAUCAGUGCGGCGCCUACGGCCAUCUUUGUGCGGGGCGGCCGGAUGCCCACUCCUGCGGCGCCUACGGCCAUCUUUGUGCGGGGCCGCGUUUCCGCCGGCGCCGCUGCGGGGAGUCUGCAGUGGGUCUACCAGCCAUGGCACCCUGGAGGCGCGCACCGUUCUCCGUGUGGCUGCCGUUGCUGCUCUUGUCCCCAGCGGUGGGCCGCCAGAAGGAGUCAGGUUCAAAAUGGAGAGUACUUAUUGACCAGAUUAACAGGUCUUUGGAGAAUUACGAACCAUGUUCAAGUCAAGACUGCAGCUGCUACCAUGGCGUCAUAGAACAGGAUCUGACUCCUUUCCGAGGAGGCAUCUCCAAGAAGAUGAUGGCAGAGGUGGUCGGUCGGAAGCUAGGGACUCACUAUCAGAUCAUUAAGAACAGAUUAUACAGGGAAAACGAUUGCAUGUUUCCUUCAAGGUGUGGUGGUGUUGAACACUUUAUUUUGGAGGUGAUUGGGCGCCUCCCUGACAUGGAGAUGGUGAUCAAUGUACGAGAUUACCCUCAGGUUCCUAAGUGGAUGGAGCCUGCCAUUCCAGUCUUCUCCUUCAGUAAGACAUCAGAGUAUCAUGACAUCAUGUAUCCUGCUUGGACAUUUUGGGAAGGGGGACCGGCUGUUUGGCCAAUUUAUCCUACAGGUCUUGGACGGUGGGAUCUCUUCAGAGAAGAUCUGGCAAGGUCAGCAGCCCAGUGGCCAUGGAAAAAGAAAAAUUCUACAGCGUAUUUCCGAGGAUCAAGGACAAGUCCAGAACGAGAUCCUCUCAUUCUUCUCUCUCGGAAAAAUCCAAAACUUGUUGAUGCGGAAUACACCAAAAACCAAGCCUGGAAAUCUAUGAAAGAUACCUUGGGCAAGCCGGCUGCUAAGGAUGUCCAUCUUGUGGAUCACUGCAAAUACAAGUAUCUGUUUAAUUUUCGGGGUGUAGCUGCCAGUUUCCGGUUCAAACACCUCUUCCUGUGUGGUUCACUUGUUUUCCAUGUUGGUGAAGAGUGGCUAGAAUUCUUCUAUCCACAACUGAAGCCGUGGGUUCACUACGUCCCAGUCAAAACGGACCUCUCCAACGUCCAGGAGCUGCUGCAGUUUGUAAAAGCAAAUGAUGAUGUAGCCCAAGAAAUUGCCGAGAGGGGAAACCAGUUUAUUAUCAACCACUUGCAGAUGGAUGAUGUCACCUGUUACUGGGAGAACCUGUUGACUGAAUACUCAAAAUUCUUGUCUUACAAUGUCACAAGAAGAAAAGGUUAUGAUCAGAUUAUCCCCAAAGUUUUGAAAACUGAACUCUAGUCGGCAUCUUAGGUCUGUAGUCUUUGCUGCAGCAGCAGGACCUCACGUACGCUGUGGUGGGGAGCUUGCCACGAACAUGGUACCUGUACCUUGAAUACCUUGUAACAAACCAUGCUGCACCCAGAGCAACUCUCCAGAAAGGUCCAAAACGUGUAAUACAGAUAAGAAGGAGCUCAACUCAGGGGGAAUAAGAACCAGAAGUCAGAAGAUGGGGGUUUGGAACCCAGUUCUACUUUUCAUUCUCUUAGGACCAAUCACAGCUUGUGCCUCAGAUCAUCCACACGUGUAUGUCUAUCACUGUGAAACUGACUGUCCACCUGAUGAUGGCCUUUGUCCCAUGAUUCGGAGCAGAAAAAUUCAGCACUUGGGACUCGCAGAACUCAUUGCCACAAUUCUGCAGUUAUUCUAGGUUUGAUCUCUGUCGCUACAUUUUAAUGUAGGAAGCCCAUGGGGUUCGUGAAAAGUACUUGGAGGUGGUUUCCUGAAAGGUCUAAGGAAGCAGUGGCAGUGCCACGCAGUGAUCUAGUUCUCUUUUGUAAAAGCGUGAGCUCUCAGACUCAGGAGGUUUCUAUAAUGCCACAUAGGAAGGGGCCAGUUGCAUGAGUAAUUAUUGCAGUUGGAUUUCAAGAUUCCUUUUUGUGCCUUCAUACCCUUCUUUUUAUUGCCUCUCUAAAGAGGAAAAAAAAAAACUCAGUAAA
Molecule: messenger RNA, 2103 nt
Organism: Loxodonta africana (African savanna elephant)
Lineage: Eukaryota; Metazoa; Chordata; Mammalia; Proboscidea; Elephantidae
Gene: POGLUT1
Product: protein O-glucosyltransferase 1
Exons: 11
Coding region: 227-1405 (392 amino acids)
Biological process (GO): positive regulation of Notch signaling pathway; protein O-linked glycosylation
Cellular component (GO): endomembrane system
Molecular function (GO): UDP-xylosyltransferase activity; UDP-glucosyltransferase activity
Source: RefSeq, a predicted model, not a curated record